AUGCCAACCUCUUCGGUGGAAACCUGGCUCCGGGGUCUGGCCUUCUCCUUGUGCGCGACCCUGGCGGAGGCCAAAUACCCCUUCUCAUCCUCCUCCCCCAAAGCAACCCUCACCAAUGACACCUCGGUCUCGUUUGACCCUCUCGGCGUGGCCGCCGUGCUGGGGAACCCGCGAGCUGGCGCGAGCGCUGCCCGACUGUACGUGCAGUAUGAUCAAGCCGUGUUUCACUGGCCACACAUGACGAUGAUCGGAGGGACGCUCCCGGCUAUGCAGAUGUUGGUCGAGCACCUCACCUCCGCGCUCCCCUCCGUCCAUCCCGCCGUCAGAUUGUGCGCCAACGAGACCACGAUGAUCCCGAUUCGUUCCAACGUUUCGAAUCAGGUCUUCCGCGAACUUCCGCUGACGCUCAGCAACCUUUGGCUCCAUGACUACAUCAACUUCAAGCCCAGCAACGAGAAUCCAGGCAAUGACUUCAUGGUGAUUCGUAUCAAUGCAAUCGAUGAAGACGCGAAAAAGCAAAAGGGCAGCACGGAAGAAGACCCGGGUUUGGGGUGGUGGAUGGCCGGCCGGCUGACCCUGUAUCUCUUGAUCCUUAUCAACGGAGCGAUGAUUCUAGCGGCCAUGCUCAUCGGCAUCCUGGCUGCAGACAUCUGGGCGUUCACCCUGUUUUUUCUCUACGGUAGUCACUGGAUUGCGUCUGCAAUCAUCACCUUCGUGCCCAUGGUCGAGUUCCACGUACCCCCGAAUAUCGACAAGAACAUGAGCCCGCGAUAUGCAGCAUACCAACGGCCAGAGGGUGGGACCGUCAUUUUCAAGGGGCCCCAAUACGCCCUAGAACGCUGGGCGCGGUCGACCUGGGAAUACAAGUACAAGCCCUGGAAGGCGCCCCUGCAUUGGGCGUGGAUGAUCACAGGCGCACUGGCCGCCUUCGCCUCGGUCGCGUGCAUGGUCAACAUGCACGGAUACCUGCAGCUGGCCUUCCUGGCGGUGCUCGUCUACGCAACGCUCGCCGAGAUCAUCGCCACCAAGAUCUCGCGCCGUCUUCAAAUCAAGGCGAAGGGACCCGUGUCCUUUGAAGCCACGCUGAACAACGACACCCGAUCAGAGGGCAUCAUUUCGGCUACAAUCAAAAUUCGCAAGGAUUGUCGCCUGGAGGGCUUUGAUUGGAUCAAGAUGGGCCUGCUCCCGGAUAUGCCUGUCUUCCGGCAAAUGCAGGUCACGCUGGCGAGGAUCAACAGGCGCCAGAACGAGGCAGAAGAAGAGCGACGAGAUGGAGCAGUAUCGCAAGCACCCGCGUGCUCCGAGGCGAAUUCCGAGCGCGUUGCCCACCUUGAGAAUUCAGAUAGUUCAACAACCAAGAGACAUAUGAACCGCGUCAAGAUCGCCCACCGCUGA
Messenger RNA from Aspergillus japonicus CBS 114.51, 1395 nucleotides. RefSeq lists its product as uncharacterized. NCBI's taxonomy places the organism in Eukaryota, Fungi, Ascomycota, Eurotiomycetes, Eurotiales, Aspergillaceae. The transcript is spliced from 3 exons. The record is from RefSeq and is a predicted model, not a curated record. The coding region runs from base 1 to 1395 and encodes 464 amino acids.